This is a messenger RNA of Boleophthalmus pectinirostris (great blue-spotted mudskipper), 1224 nucleotides long. RefSeq lists its product as uncharacterized. Gene Ontology annotation, molecular function: signaling receptor binding. The transcript has 4 exons. Gene Ontology annotation, biological process: regulation of lipid catabolic process; inflammatory response. Lineage: Eukaryota; Metazoa; Chordata; Actinopteri; Gobiiformes; Gobiidae. Bases 536 to 1024 code for a protein of 162 amino acids. The record is from RefSeq and is a predicted model, not a curated record.
AAAAUGCGUCCUGUUUUUGGGUAGGCUAUUGAACUCUGCUCAGAAAAGGUCUCAACACUCAAAAGACAGUUGCUCUUUCCCCUAAACCAUUACGUUUCCUCUAAACCAGUCUUUCCGUAACCCCUCUAUUGUCCUCUCAGUAACACGUGACCAUCAACUCCAAGUUUAUAAUCCAAAACUCCCACUGUCGUGACCCAUUUUAGUCUGCUGCGCAAACAAACCCAAAUAGCCCAUUAACCCUUAAAUAACAGCUGACCUUUGGACCAAUCAGGAGCCCACAGUUUUUCUUUCAAUUACAAAUCACUCCCAGAAGACUUUGUUAAGACACGUAAAAGAUACUCACCGGCAUUUACUGGAAAAAGAUUAAGCAAACACACGCAAAGCAACGGGGCCUUUAGUGCGCACCAUUCAGAGCCUCCAUCCCAUAAUAGGACUUGUUUUGACUGAGGGCCAAAAUCGAUCCCCGCGAAGAGGAGGGAGUUCUUAGUGUGUUUUUGUAGUCUUGCUGUACAGUUUGGAAGCAGUGAGAAAGAAGAUGGCCGCAGGAUUACCGCUGUUGCUGUUUUACGCGCUGCUGUGCGUCGCCGGAGCCCAGGACCCCUACAAUGAACUCUCCGCGGAAUACAGGAGCGGAGUGGACCUGGCCCUGGAGCGGCUGAGCACUCAUGCCGCUGUGGCCCACCAUUUUCGCUAUCUGAGGACAGUGGACAAAGCUGAGAUAGAUUCUGGAUUUGGGGUAAAAUACUUGUACCAGCAUUUCUACCUGAAGGCAACCAGAUGUCCCAAAGGAACCACCAACUCCAACCCAUCGAGAUGUGUCUUCAGAAAUGACCGACCUCUGAUGGACUGUGCAGUUUGCUACAAAACUGCAUCAGACCAAAUCGAGCCGGAGCCUAAUCCAUAUGUGCACUGCAUCCAGAGGCCAAGACUCACUGAGGAAAUGAUUACUUCAAGAACCGAGCAUUGCAAAAAGAUGGUCUACAACAGCGGAGCCCCAACUCUUCUGUCUGUGUCCUCUGGUUAGAAGAACAACUCAGGCUUCUACUUUGUCUUAUAUCUGUUAUCUUAUCUUAUAUCAGUUAUAUCUUCCCAUGUGUAUAACAAAAUGUGUGUAUUUUUUGUGUCCAAUUCCACAUAAAUUCAGAGAUACCAGUUAGUCUGUAGCCAUUGCCUAACAGUGUUAAGUAACUUUCCUAUUGCUCAAUAAAGUUUUUUUAUACACCA